Fusarium coffeatum is the source of this 495-nucleotide messenger RNA. RefSeq lists its product as uncharacterized. The record is from RefSeq and is a predicted model, not a curated record. NCBI's taxonomy places the organism in Eukaryota, Fungi, Ascomycota, Sordariomycetes, Hypocreales, Nectriaceae. The coding region runs from base 1 to 495 and encodes 164 amino acids. The transcript has 2 exons.
AUGACUGCCUGUACUACAUACCGCGAUGCGUCUUCGUACGCCCCUGUGUUCCCUUCUCCUCUCAACCCCACAAACCAUGGUCCCGAGAACAAAUACGGACCUGCUCGUGUCGUUCGAAAAAGACGUAGUCGAGCUGGUCGACGAGGACCUCCUGGAUCACACACUCUUACUCAACGGUUCCUUCGUGUCAAGGCUGCUGAUGCCUGGAGGGGACAUGUUCUGAGUGCUCAAGUUACUUCGUAUGAGCAUGCCGAAGCAGCUGCCAUGGCUUCUGUUAAAGGAUACAAGAGCAGAAACUGCUGUCCUUCAAUGCUCGGCCUUAAGAAUCUCGGUCUCAACUUCUCCGUCUCCGACGCCCACCGCAUUGCCAGCAGCAUCCGUCUCCCCGAUCUAUCAAAUCUCAAGACAAGACGUAUGCUUCUCGCCAUGGGUCUCGUCGGUCUUCUACCGGCUCUCAAGGUCCGAGACAUGCUCCGAGCAGCCGAGUCAUUAUGA